Messenger RNA from Crotalus tigris (Tiger rattlesnake), 3523 nucleotides. Its product is annotated as S-adenosyl-L-methionine-dependent tRNA 4-demethylwyosine synthase TYW1-like. Gene Ontology annotation, biological process: wybutosine biosynthetic process. Lineage: Eukaryota; Metazoa; Chordata; Lepidosauria; Squamata; Viperidae. Bases 180 to 2366 code for a protein of 728 amino acids. The transcript has 16 exons. The record is from RefSeq and is a predicted model, not a curated record. Gene Ontology annotation, molecular function: FMN binding; 4 iron, 4 sulfur cluster binding; catalytic activity.
GCCACUGAGAGGUUAAUGUCCUCUUCCCAGCAUGCCAGGGGUGGAAGGUGCAAAAUGGCUGCGCCUGUGAGCUCGUGGGGCAAGUAAUGGGGCUGCUUGGGAAUGACCCCCUGCGGUCCCGAAAAACCCAGAAAAACAUCGUCUGGUAGGAUCGGGAAUUGCGGCUUGGGAGGGAAGACAUGGAUACUCCUGCAGACACCUGGGACAAUUUCCAUGCUCAUUUAACUUUCCUGUGGCUGAACCGAUUUUACCUCUAUUCAUGUGCAGCUUUUGGAAUCAGCCUUUGGUUUUGCUUCCAGUUCCUCAACAAAGUCAAAGAGCAGAACAAAAAUCGCCUUGCAGAAUUAAAUCUUCCUAAAAUCACAGCUGCUGAAAAAGAACAAGAUCCAAGCCUUGACAAAGUCCAUGUAGCCGGAGUGAAGGUAUUCUAUGGUUCCCAGACUGGAACAGCAAAGCGGUUUGCACUAGUACUUACUGAAGCUGUUGCCACCAUUAAUUUGCCAGCAGAAAUUAUUGAUAUGCAAGAUUAUGAUCCAGAUGACUCUCUCAUAGAUGAGAUAAGCAGCCAGAAUAUCUGCGUGUUCUUAGUUGCCACUUACACUGACGGCAAACCCACAGAGAAUGCUGCAUGGUUCUGCAAGUGGCUGGAAGAGGCGGCCAAUGACUUCAGAGUUGGCAAAGCAUAUCUGAAGGGCCUGCGAUACGCUGUCUUUGGUUUGGGAAAUUCAGUUUAUGCCGACCACUUCAACACUGUGAGCAGGAACAUUGACAAGUGGCUGUGGAUGCUGGGUGCUCAGCGCAUUCUGUCAUGUGCUAGAGGGGACAGCAAUGUGGUGAAGAGCCAGCAUGGAAGCAUUGAGGCUGAUUUUGAGGCUUGGAAGGCCAAGUUGCUCACGAGGGUUCAAGCUCUUGCCAAAGGGGACCAGAAGGCCUGUAGUGGGACAUGCAAAAAAGGGCGAUGUAGAUCCAAACCAAAAGUGAGAGAAGAAGCAAAAGAGCCAGAGACCUCGAAACAUGCGGAGAAAGAAGAGGAGGAUUUGUUUGAAACCACAAGUGAGGAGGAAUCUGAUAUAGAGAAUGGUAGAGGUGCAGAUCAGGUUGUGGAUGUUGAAGAUUUGGGCAAAAUGAUGGGCCACAUGAAGAAAUCUCAGAAAGAGCAUCAAACUGACGGAGAGAUUCCCAUUGGAGUUGGAACUCAACAUGGCAAAGGGGAGGAUGGGAGAAGAGAGAUGAUCACACCUGCUCUUCGAGAGGCACUCACAAAGCAAGGUUAUAGAUUAAUUGGGAGCCAUUCUGGAGUGAAGCUUUGCCGAUGGACAAAGUCAAUGCUUCGUGGAAGAGGAGGCUGUUACAAGCACACCUUUUAUGGCAUUGAAAGCCACCGCUGUAUGGAGACCACACCGAGUUUGGCUUGUGCUAAUAAAUGUGUCUUCUGUUGGAGACACCAUACAAAUCCUGUUGGCACAGAGUGGCGAUGGAAGAUGGACCAGCCAGAGAUGAUCUUGCAGGAAGCCAUUGAAAACCAUCAGAAUUUGAUCAAACAGUUCAAAGGAGUCCCCGGCGUGAGAAAUGAUCGUUUCAGAGAAGGGAUGGAAGCCAAGCAUUGUGCACUGUCUCUUGUUGGGGAGCCAAUCAUGUACCCACAGAUCAACCAGUUCCUAAAGCUGCUGCAUCAUCGCAACAUUUCAAGUUUUUUGGUUACAAAUGCACAGUUUCCAGAGGAAAUUAGGAACCUCCAGCCUGUCACACAGCUGUAUGUCAGUGUGGAUGCCAGCACCAAAGAUAGUCUGAAGAAGAUUGAUAGACCUCUCUUUAAAGACUUUUGGCAGCGGUUUCUAGAUAGCUUGCAAGCCUUAGCUGAAAAGCAACAGCGCACUGUAUACAGAUUAACACUGGUGAAAGCUUGGAAUGUGGAGGAGCUGAAAGCUUAUUCAGAUUUGGUGUCUCUUGGCAAGCCAGAUUUCAUAGAAAUUAAGGGUGUGACAUACUGUGGGGAAAGCUCAGCCAGCAGUCUCACCAUGGCCAAUGUCCCUUGGCAUGAAGAAGUGAAGCGUUUUGUGCAAGAUCUGGCUGACCUCCUCCCAGACUAUGAAAUUGCCAGCGAACACGAGCACUCCAACUGUCUCCUCAUUGCCCACAAAAAGUUCAAGAUUGAAGGGAAAUGGCAUACCUGGAUUGACUACGAUCGCUUUCAAGAAUUGGUCCAUGAAUAUGAACAGAGUGGAGGAAUUAAAACAUUCACUUCUUCUGACUAUGUAGCAUUGACUCCUCCUUGGGCAGUGUUUGGAGCUAAGGAAAGAGGUUUUGACCCAAUGGAUACAAGAUUUCAACGAAAAAACAAAAUAAAGGACAUCUCCGGAUGCUGACAACUUUAAAAUUGGACUAUUUUUGAGCCAGCUAGGAUAUAACCAGAAUUUUUGGUUUGUACACUAACAUCAAAAAGUGUUGCAUAAAAGUUGAGAUUUCCAUUUCUCUUGGGGCUAUCCAAAAUGUUUUUUUUCUUUCUUUCUUAUUCUACCCAAAGGAAAAUAGUAAAUUAUAUGCUUUUUAAAAGGCAGGUAGAUGCUAUUAAUUUAUUCUUCUCAAAUCUCUCAGUGAGAGAUACUGUAGUCCUUGACUUAUGAUCAUAACUGAACCAGGAAUUACAUCUGUCAUAACUUUGAACUGCCUCUAAGAAACUGAUUGAGAACUACCUGUAAUUUCAGUUUCCACCCAUAUGCAUCCUCCUUAUUUUUCCAUUUCUCAUUCUAAUCCAGGAGUGGACAGCUGUGCCCUUUCAGCGCUACAAUUUUUGCAGUCCUCACAGCACCCAGAAUGGGCAUGGCCCACAUUUUGUAAUCUGUUUUUGUCUAUUCACGUGGCAUGAUCAUCUGUGCCCCCUUCAAGCCACCCAAAAUAAAAAAAUGCACCCCAUUUUCCUAAUUAAGGGUUCCCUUGCGAUCAGCGAUAUAUCUUGAGUUAUAUCUGUGGACUCCAGACAUAAAACUAUUUUAUUUUUUUCCGUAAAUGUACCUGAAGAUUGUUAAGUCACGCAAAACUCGAAUGUGAAGGGAUUUUCCCGUUUCUUUGGAUAUCUGUUGCAACAGUCCUUAUGUGCUGUGCACCUGGCAUGAAUUGACCAUCUAAAAAUGUUUGAAAAGAGCUGUAGCCACUGUGGCCCAAUGGUGUGUGUGGGCAAUCUAUAUUAAAUUGAAAUACACCUCUCAUUUUGCUAGAAAUUUAGCUACAAUAAAUUAAAAACAAAAAGUAUCCUAUCUCUUGGUGUGUGAAUAUUUUUGCUCUCAUCUGUGAAUGCAGCAAUCUAGGAUUAAAACCUGUAUCUAUAUAUUUUUCAGUGUUUCUCAUGGAUCCAUUAAUGUGGUGUUAAAUACUGGAUUGCUUUGUUAAAAUUAUUAUUCUUUUCCUUAACAGUUUCUGCCCUAAUUAGUAUUUUUUAAAUUUAUAUAUACUUUGAUACCCGCUUUAAAAAAAGGUUUUAAAAUUUUGAAAGCAAACAAAAUAAAAAUCUAAAUUUCAUACCUAC